GAGUCACGUCGUCUAACCUGUUCCCGGCGACUGCCCCGCCCCGUCCUCCGCUCCCCGCCGCCGGAGCCGGAGCCGGAGCCGGAGGAGGACCCCCGGUGCCAAGAUCUGCCCCGGAUCCGCGCCCCGCUGCGGCCAGCCGGCACCAUGGACAGCGAGGCGUUGCCGAGCUCGCAGAACCUUCUGGACCUGAACUUCCAGUCUCUAGCCGCGAAGCACAUGGACCUGAAGAAUAUGGAGCUGGACACGGCGGCGGCCAAGGUGGACGAACUGACCAAGCAGUUGGAGUCGCUGUGGUCAGACUUGCCGGCGGCGUCUCUUGGCUCGCAGGCCAGAGCGCCGGCUAGGCUGUCCCGGUACAGCCUCAGCCCCGUCCCCGAGCCCUUGGGCAGCCGCGGGUCUCCCCGGAAGGCGACCACCGACGGCGCAGACAUCUCGUUCGGACGCUCCGAGAGCGCCCCGGCUCUGCUUCCCUACAGCUCGCUGUCCCCUAAGGGACGGCCGUCGUCACCGCGCACCCAGUUCUACCUGCAGCCGGAUGCCUACGGCAGCCUGGACCGCGCGGCCUCACCCCGGUCCCGCACCUUCGAUGGAGCAGGCAGCCCCCACGGCCGUGCGCCCUCCCCUCGCCCCGGCCCGCUCAGACAGCAGGGUCCCCCCACGCCCUUUGACUUCUUGGGCCGGGCCCGCUCCCCCCGUGUCAGCCCCCUGGCCGAAGGGCCCCAGGCCUUCUUUCCUGAGCGCGGGCCCCCGCCCCGCAUGCCGACCGCAGCCUACGAUGCGCCGACUGCCUUUGGGAGCCCCCUGCUGGGCCCUGGCGUCAGCGCCUUCGCCCCACCUCUACGCGCGCAAGACGACCUAACGCUUCGGCGGCGGCCCCCCAAAGCCUGGAACGAGUCUGACCUGGACGUGGCUUACGAGAAGAAGUCCUCGCAGACAGCGAGCUAUGAACGACUCGAUGUCUUCGCGCGGCCUGCUUCACCAGGCCUGCAGCUGUUACCCUGGAGAGAGAGCAGCCUGGAUGGGCUGGGGGCCACCAGGAAGGACGACUUCACCAGUGCCACUCUGCCCCGCAAUUACAAGGUCUGCCCUCUGGCCAACGACAGGCGUUCUGAUGUGGACAGCUACCGCCGAUCGCUGGGCUCCGCGGGGUCAUCAGGCACUUUGCCCCGAAGCUGGCAGCCUGUCAGCCGCAUCCCCAUGCCUCCUUCCAGCCCCCAGGCCCGAAGUGCCCCCCGCCACCGCCCCAUCCCCCUCAGCAUGAUAUUCAAGCUGCAGAAUGCCUUUUGGGAGCACGGAGCCAGCAGGGCCAUGCUCCCUGGCUCCCCCGUCUUCUCUCGAGCUCCCCCGCUUAAGCUGCUUCCCCAGCCCCAGCUGCCUCCGCAGUCCCAGCCACAACUACAGCCUCAGCCUCAGCUUCAAGCCCUUGCCCCAGUCCCCCAACCGCCCCAAGAGACUUGGUCCCCCGUGAGUGAAGGCCUCCCCAAACCUCCCACUGAGCUGGAGCCUGAGCCGGAGCUGGAGGGGCUGCUGACACCAGGGCUGGAGGCUGGGGACGCAGAUGAAGGCGCUGUAGCUCGGCCUCUUAGUCCCACACGGCUGCACCCAGCACUGCCACCCGAGGCACAGUCAGUGCCCGAGCUGGAGGAGGUGGCACGGGUGCUGGCAGAAAUUCCACGGCCCCUCAAACGUAGGGGCUCCAUGGAGCAGAACCCUGCUGUAGCCCUGCCCCCCAGCCACAAGAAGCAGUACCAGCAGAUCAUCAGCCGCCUCUUCCAUCGUCACAGUGGGCCUGGGGGGCCCGAGCCUGAGCUGUGUCCCAUCACUGAGGGGCCUGAGGCCAGGGCAGGGCCCCCUGCUCCAGCCCCACCAGCUCCCAUACCACCCCCAGCCCCUCUCCAGAGCAGCCCACCAGAGCAGCCACAGAGCAUGGAGAUGCGCUCCGUGCUGCGGAAGGCCGGCUCCCCGCGCAAGGUCCGUCGCGCGCGCCUCAGCCCGCUCGUGCUGCUGCUGGACGCCGCGCUGACCGGGGAGCUGGACGUGGUGCAGCAGGCGGUGAAGGAGAUGAACGACCCGAGCCAGCCCAACGAGGAGGGCAUCACCGCCCUGCAUAACGCCAUCUGCGGCGCCAACUACCCCAUCGUGGACUUCCUAAUCGCGGCGGGUGCCAACGUCAACUCCCCCGACAGCCACGGCUGGACACCGUUGCACUGCGCGGCGUCCUGCAACGACACGGCCAUCUGCAUGGCGCUGGUGCAGCACGGCGCGGCGAUCUUCGCCACCACGCUCAGUGACGGCGCCACCGCCAUCGAGAAGUGCGACCCCUACCGCGAGGGUUACGUCGACUGCGCCACUUACCUGGCAGACGUGGAGCAGAACAUGGGGCUGAUGUACAACGGGGUGGUGUACGCUCUCUGGGAUUACAGCGCUGAGUUUGGAGACGAGCUGUCCUUCCGCGAGGGCGAGUCGGUCACCGUGCUGCGGAGGGAUGGGCCAGAGGAGACGGACUGGUGGUGGGCCGCGCUGCACGGCCAGGAGGGCUACGUGCCCCGUAACUACUUCGGGCUCUACCCCAGGGUGAAGCCUCAGAGGAAUAAGGUCUAGCUGGAGAGAAGGACUUUUCGAAGGGAGACAGGAGAAAGCAGCAGCUGCCUUCAUUCCAGAACUCCUCCUCCCGUACUGCUGCAUCUCACUGCGCCCCAAAUCCUUGCAGGGACGAGGUCCUUGCCAACACCUCUCUGCUUCCCUGGAAGCCCUGGGGAGAAGGAGAAACCCAGCCUUAAAUUUAGAAAAACUGCCUUAGCUGUGGGAGGUCGUGGUGAGGCUGGGAAUCCUUGGGGGCAAGAGAGACCCCCCCAUUUGCCAAGUCACAUCCUGUCCAAAGUGCCUCCUGCUCCUACUGCCCCCCACCCGCCCCCCAAAAGCAAGGCAACCCACCAUCCCAGCGGAGCUUGGAGUGGGUCACCGCCACUGGAUUUUCCCAGGAGUCACCUCCGCCACUAUCUCUACCAACAGCCUUCAGCGGCCAGGUGAGGCAUAUCUCUAUCAGCAUCCCUGCCCCCUCUCUCCCCAGUCAAGUGCCUUUACACAGUGCCAGUUUUAUAACAAAAUGGGGACGUUUUUCUUUAUAAAUAAAGGUAGUUUGCACAGAAA
Molecule: messenger RNA, 3150 nt
Organism: Mesoplodon densirostris (Blainville's beaked whale)
Lineage: Eukaryota; Metazoa; Chordata; Mammalia; Artiodactyla; Ziphiidae
Gene: PPP1R13L
Product: protein phosphatase 1 regulatory subunit 13 like
Exons: 13
Coding region: 145-2601 (818 amino acids)
Biological process (GO): regulation of transcription by RNA polymerase II; positive regulation of cell differentiation
Molecular function (GO): transcription factor binding
Source: RefSeq, a predicted model, not a curated record